CUCUGUCAAUCCUCCUGCAUUAUCGAGCUCAUAUACCUUAUUUUGCUACUGGCGGUCUUAACAUUUUGACAUCCAUCUACUUUUAUUAUUUUAUACCGACUUUCACCAUGCCUCACAAAGUCAGCGAUUCCACUUCGUCCCUGUCCAGCAGCGGCAGUAGCGGAAACCGGGUUGCUGUGACGGAUAUGCGAGGAUCGCAUACUGGCCCUCGUCGAACACAGCCUCCGGUAAUCGUUCAUAACCAGGGUGGUCAAAUCUACGACGAGACGAGACCUUCGGAUUGGGACAAGCAACGGUGGAAGUAAACUCAUCCACCCCAGCCUGUUCCGGGACGAAGAAGCUCCCCGAAGCGCUGCUGGGCAGCAGCUUGGGUCAAUUUGUCGCCGGGACCGCGGAUUAUCCGCGCGGCUUCAAUUCCAAAAGUGAGGCGGACCGAUCGACGGCUGCUUGG
Molecule: messenger RNA, 451 nt
Organism: Aspergillus homomorphus CBS 101889
Lineage: Eukaryota; Fungi; Ascomycota; Eurotiomycetes; Eurotiales; Aspergillaceae
Exons: 2
Coding region: 108-305 (65 amino acids)
Source: RefSeq, a predicted model, not a curated record